GCCCCGCGGGGGCCCCGGGCCCCGCCGUCAACGUCUCCUGCCCCUUCUACCUGCCCUGGUUUGAGAAAGUGAAAGACGGGCUGGUGAGCCGCCGGUGCGGUGCCGACGGGCAGUGGGUGACGGUGAACGGCAGCCAGCCCUGGCGGGACUACUCACAGUGCGAGGAGGAGCUGGAGUCCACCAUCGAGGAGGAGGGUGCCCGCCGGCUGAUGGGGAGCUUCAAGGUGCUCUACACCGUGGGGUACACGUUGUCGCUCCUGACUCUCGUCUCUGCCCUGCUCGUCCUCACCCUCUUCAGGAAACUCCGCUGCACCAGGAACUACAUCCAUGCCAACCUCUUUGCCUCCUUCGGGCUGCGCGCGACCUCGGUGAUGGUGAAGGAUGCGCUGCUGGAGAAGCGCUGGGGCAUGGAGGUGGUGCAGGUGGCCGACUGGGAGGCCCUACUGAGCCACGAGGCAGCGCUGGGCUGCCGGGCAGCGCAGGUGCUGAUGCAGUACUGCAUCCUGGCCAACCACUACUGGUUCCUGGUGGAAGCUGUCUACCUCUACAAGCUGCUCAUCGGGGCUGUCUUCUCCGAGAAGAAUUACUACAGGCUCUACCUCUACCUGGGUUGGGGGACCCCCGUGGUGUUCGUGGUGCCCUGGAUGGCAGCCAAGUACCUGAAGGAGAACGUGGAGUGCUGGGCGCUGAACGAGAACAUGGCAUACUGGUGGAUCAUCCGCAUCCCCAUCCUGCUCGCCUCCCUGAUCAACCUGCUCAUCUUCAUGCGGAUCCUGAAGGUGAUCCUGGCCAAACUCCGUGCCAAUCAGAAGGGCUACGCGGACUACAAGCUGCGGCUGGCCAAAGCCACCCUCACCCUCAUCCCCCUCUUCGGGAUCCACGAGGUCGUCUUCAUCUUCGCCACCGACGAGCAAACAACGGGCAUCCUGCGCUACGUCAAGGUGUUCUUCACCCUCUUCCUCAACUCCUUCCAGGGCUUCCUGGUGGCUGUGCUGUACUGCUUCGCCAACAAGGAGGGGAACAUCUGCCUUGCAACCACUGUCAGUGUUGGGAUCUUGGCACUGACAAACCAGACCCAGAGUCUCUGCCAUGAAGCAUUUACCACAAUCAAGUUCUUUGGGACUGAGUAA
Molecule: messenger RNA, 1130 nt
Organism: Tauraco erythrolophus (red-crested turaco)
Lineage: Eukaryota; Metazoa; Chordata; Aves; Musophagiformes; Musophagidae
Source: RefSeq, a predicted model, not a curated record